Messenger RNA from Culicoides brevitarsis, 2205 nucleotides. RefSeq names its product protein Lilipod (gene lili). The coding region runs from base 256 to 1971 and encodes 571 amino acids. The record is from RefSeq and is a predicted model, not a curated record. Gene Ontology annotation, biological process: signal transduction. The transcript is spliced from 5 exons. Gene Ontology annotation, molecular function: transmembrane signaling receptor activity. Gene Ontology annotation, cellular component: plasma membrane. Lineage: Eukaryota; Metazoa; Arthropoda; Insecta; Diptera; Ceratopogonidae.
CGCAACAUCAGCUGCUUAUCCACAAGAAUUUCAGUAAUUUAUUGGAAAUUCAUCAAUUAAAAUCGAUAAAUGCCGUGCUGCACAGUUCAAAAGUGGAUUUCACGAGUUUUGGAAUAACGAAGAGGUGGAAUUUUCAUUCACAAAAGCCAAAAAGUCGCAAAAUAAUCGUCGUUCUACUUCGUCACAGAUAAACAAAAGAACGAAAAAAAAAUUGAUGAAGGUGCAGCAGUAGAAAUAAUUAGAACACAAUAGAAAAUGGAAAUCGACGAGGAGGAUGACUUUAUCGAUAUUCACGAUGAGCGAUUUCAUGCCUCAGUGCGCGAAAAUAUUAUUUUUCUCCUGUUAUUCAUGAUUUUGUACGUUGGAAGUUACGCGUUAAUUGGUCGUUUCAGGCGACGCGACAAAGAAGACCUUUUUUCGACGGACGAAGACGAAAUUAUCGUUUAUCGCAUCAGUUUGUGGCUCUGCACGUUUUCUCUGGCGAUCGCUAUUGCCGCGGGAUUGUUGCUGCCCAUCAGUAUCGCGAGUAACGAAGUGCUGUUACUCUAUCCAAAAAGUUAUUACGUCAAAUGGCUCAACAGCUCACUCAUCUCCGGCUUGUGGAAUUACAUUUUUUUGUUCUCAAAUCUCUCGUUGUUCGUUUUUUUGCCGUUCGCGUAUCUGUUUGCCGAGUCUUCGGGGUUUUUUGGAUCCAAAUCUGGCUUGGUGGCACGUGCCUAUGAAACGAUGGUCGUUUUUACGUUGCUGGCCUUCAUCGUGCUCGGACUCACGUUCAUCUUGUCGGCGUGGUUUGAUCCGGAACGCAGUAAUAUUCAGACUUUGUUAAACGUUGGUAGCUAUUAUUUACCAUUUUUAUAUUCUUGCGUGUCAUUCUCGGGAGUGCUGUUACUGUUAGUAUUUACUCCCCUUGGAUUCGUUCGUCUCUUUGGAGUAGUUGGACAAGUUCUCGUCAAGCCACAUUUGAUGCGCGAAGUCAACGACGAAUAUUACGCGUUUAAUUUCGAAGAGGCCUCUAUCAAACGUAAAUUAGCUCAAAUUAAUCCGCCCGCCGUCAAUAACGGGCACGGAGGCAACAAUGUGAGCGUUCGUCUCAAAAGCAUCACCUCCAUCAACAUAAAUCCGGCAAAGCUGUGUUCUGGUACCGAUGAUCUCUACCAGAUUCGUCAACAAAACGGCGUUAAUGUUGCUCCCGUCGCCAAUGGAAUCAACUCGAGUUCCGCCAAAUUGACUGAUAGACUAAAGGAACUCGAAUGCGAGCGAAAAAAUUUAGAUAAAUUACGAUCGUCGUCGGCAUUUCAGCGAAAUUUCGUUUAUCCCGUUGCAAUGUUGUUGCUUCUUGCCUUAACGGGGAUCACAGUUCUGCUUGUGGCUCAAAAUACGAUCGAAUUGUUGAUUGGCAUCAAAGCGUUGCCACUUAGUUCGCGACAAUUUACACUCGGAAUCAUGUCGUUGUCGAAAUUGGGACCAUUGGGAGCUGCUUUGGAAUUUGUUGUGAUAAUUUAUUUGUCGGCAGCAUCCACAGUUGGUUUGUACACGAUGCCUUCGAUGCAGAAAGUACGUCCAAAGUACAGAGAAACAUCGCUUUCGAUAUUAAUUCUCAAUUGUGCCCUCGUGCUGAUCUUGAGCUCGGCAUUUCCGUUGCUUGCACGCAUUUUAGGUAUUACGAAUUUCGAUUUGUUGGGAGAUUAUGGAGAAAUCGAAUGGCUCGGAAGUUUCUCUUUCGUCUUUCUAUAUAACGUUGUUUUUGCAACAGCUGCUGGCCUAAUAAUCUUCUUCAAAUUCACGACAACUGUAAGGAACGAACUGAUUGCACGCCUAACCUCCUUGCUUGGUUCCAUUUUUGGCAUAAAAAAGGUAGAACAGCACAUUUUAAAUACACAUAUUAUCACAGAGGAAAUUCCCAGUAAUGAGGAAGCGCAAUUUCUUCUGAAUCAUUCAAUGCAAAGCAACUCCAGUAAAAAAGACGAUUAGAAUAUUUAAAAUUAAAAAAAAAACAAGCGUAGUUCAAUUUAAUUUUAUUAUUUUUAAUUUUUAUAUAUUAUAACUAAAUUAUGGCGUUUUAUUUAUUUUUUAACAACAACACGACAUUUAAUUCAAUUUGAGAAAAACCAAAGAAUUAAAAGUAAGAUACUCAAUUCAUUUCAAGUGUGAAUUUAUUAUGAUAAAAAAAACGAAAGUUUACUUGACAACAAUAAAUAAAUAAAA